CAGUUGCACUCUUAUUCUUUAUAUAAAUGCUAUGGGAUGUUGCCCACGUUAUCUAAAACAGGUGUCUCCUUGUCCUCUUGUCUGAAGGGAAGAACAAAGGAAUAGUUGGAGCUCACCUAAAGCUUUUAUUGUGACCUCAUAGUUCUUUCUAUUUACAGCUUCUUCCUUCUCCGCUGCCCACACAGAAGAAAAAUGGGUGAUUCAAGAUUUGGCCCCCAAUGGCAUUGUCUUCUACUUGUAGUCUGCUUAUUGCUCAGAGCAGAAGGAGAUAGCAUUCCUAUUACUAUUGUUGAAACUGCAAAAGCUAGAGGAGCGGUUUGCUUGGAUGGAAGUCCACCAGCUUACCACAUUGAUAAGGGAUACGGUUCUGGGAUUAACAACUGGAUAGUUCACAUGGAGGGAGGAGGAUGGUGUGAUGAUGUAAAGAGCUGCCUGGAAAGAAAGAACACAUACAAGGGUUCAUCAUUGAAAAUGGAGAAGACAAUGGGUUUCUCUGGUAUACUAGGGAAAAAGCAAGCAGCUAAUCCUGAUUUUUACAACUGGAAUAGAAUCAAGAUUAAGUACUGUGAUGGGUCAUCAUUUACUGGUGAUGUAGAAGGAGUUGAUCCGAAAACUAAACUGUACUUCAGAGGAGAAAGGAUUUGGCGGGCUGUUAUUGAUGAUCUGUUGGCGAAAGGGAUGAAAAAUGCUCAAAAUGCUAUUCUUUCCGGCUGCUCAGCUGGUGGAUUGGCUGCUAUUUUGCAUUGUGACAAAUUCAAAUCUCUCCUACCUACAACUGCUAAAGUAAAAUGUGUUUCAGAUGCUGGUUAUUUUAUUCAUGGACAGGAUGUUGCUGGUGGGUAUGAAAUCCAAAAAUUCUUCGGUCGAAUAGUUGGAUUACAUGGAUCAGUAAAGAGUCUUCCUCCAUCUUGCACAUCAAGAAUGAAACCAGAAUUGUGCUUCUUCCCACAAUAUGUAACUCGGACUAUGCAAACUCCACUUUUUGUUAUUAAUUCAGCCUAUGAUUUCUGGCAGUUAAAGAAUGUUCUGGCACCCAGUGCUGUUGAUUCAAAAGGAACCUGGAAGAGCUGCAAACUUGACUUAAAGAAGUGCUCAGCUGCUCAACUCAAAACUGUGCACAAUUUCAGGUUGCAAUUCUUAAAUGCUUUGAGCAUUGGAGCUGGCAGCAAACCAUCAAAUGGAUUGUUCAUAAACUCUUGCUAUGCACACUGCCAAUCUGGAUCAGCUGCCACUUGGUUAGCCGAUAAGUCUCCAGUGUUGGGAAAUACGAAAAUUGGGAAGGCAGUUGGAGACUGGUUUUACGAUAGAGCCAAGUUCCAGAAGAUCGAUUGCCCUUACCCUUGCAACCCAACUUGUGUCAAAGUUGAUUCUGAUUCAUAAGAGCAAUCAACAAGUCUAAAUUCAUAACAAAGUACACCCACUUCAUGAGCUACGAUGAUCAGCUUAAGUAAGAGGGUGUUUAAAUUAUGAUCUGUAUACACAGUUUGUAGUAAAUAAAAAGCACUACUAGGCUGAGUACUAGUGCUCCGUAUCUCUCUUAUUGUUUGUUUAUGUCAUCAUUUGCCACUAUCAUUGACAUUGAUUGUAUUGGAAUCUAAAUUUAACAAGAGCAUCCUUUCUAGUAAUAAAACAUGUGGAUUUGGUUUGUCUAUAA
Messenger RNA from Hevea brasiliensis (rubber tree), 1654 nucleotides. Its product is annotated as pectin acetylesterase 7. Gene Ontology annotation, cellular component: plant-type cell wall. The record is from RefSeq and is a predicted model, not a curated record. Gene Ontology annotation, molecular function: pectin acetylesterase activity. Gene Ontology annotation, biological process: cell wall organization. The transcript is spliced from 13 exons. NCBI's taxonomy places the organism in Eukaryota, Viridiplantae, Streptophyta, Magnoliopsida, Malpighiales, Euphorbiaceae. The coding region runs from base 193 to 1380 and encodes 395 amino acids.